Molecule: messenger RNA, 2681 nt
Organism: Epinephelus lanceolatus (giant grouper)
Lineage: Eukaryota; Metazoa; Chordata; Actinopteri; Perciformes; Serranidae
Gene: pecam1a
Product: platelet and endothelial cell adhesion molecule 1a
Biological process (GO): cell surface receptor signaling pathway; immune response
Cellular component (GO): external side of plasma membrane
Molecular function (GO): transmembrane signaling receptor activity
Source: RefSeq, a predicted model, not a curated record
UCCUUCUGACUGCCCUUCUGGCCUCCGUCUCAUCGGCCCUCUGCAGCUGUAUUUCCAUCUUACAACAGUGAACCUCCAUCACUCAGGAUGGACUCCAGACCCCCCAACCUGCCGCUGCUUCUCCUCACCUGCCUCCUACAUUUCUGGCAGUGUGGCAGAGGACAGUCAUCAUACAUUAUAGACGACGUUGGCCUCACAGUCCUGCCCAGCAACACAGUUGAGAGCGGGACGCCGGUGACCCUGCGCUGUCAAGUCAAAGUCAGCCACGACAACAUCCCUAACCUGGAGCACACUUUCCAGCUCACACAGGAUGACAGUCCCAUCCACUCCGUAACCACCACAAAAGACUCAGUCGUAUAUGAGCUCAACCCAGCCAGGGCAGCGGACUCUGGAAGUUAUGAGUGUCGGGUCACUGUCAAGGACAAGAGCAAAACCAGCCGCAGCCAAAAACUCGACGUCACAGGCCUGCAGACCCCUAUUCUGUAUUUGAAUAAGACUGGACCCUAUCAGGGUGAAGAGUUCACAGCCACCUGCAGUGCUCCGGAGGAGAAAGGAUCCCUCAUCUUCCGGUUUUACCAGAGAUCUAGGGACGGAGCCCUUAACAGGAUAAAGCAGCCAGCGCCUACUGGGAACACAUCUGAGACCACACUGGUCCUGAGAGAGAUUGGAGACAGCUUCCUGUACUGUGACUAUGAGGUCAAUUUGGUUUCUGGGGCCAGGAGCUCCAACCGCAGCAAUGAAAUUCAAGUGAUAGUUAAAGGACUUUACAUUUCCCCGAUCAUGAAUGUGCUGCCCUCCAGAGAAGUCUUUGAGGGUGAUGUAAUAGAAGUGGUCUGCAAAGUGGUGAGUCCACUGAGGAACAUUGAAGUAUUCCUGACGAAGGACAGCAGGGUCCUCAAGCAAGCACCGGUCAGCCUCAGUCAUCGAUUCACCGCAGAAGAAGGCGACUCUGGGAAACUCGUGUGCAAGGCAGAGUGGGGCAACGUGCAGAAAGAAUCCAGUCUAACUAUCACAGUUAAAGAGCUGUAUUCAAAGCCACAACUGACUGUGACGCCCACAGACAUCUUUGAGGGAGACCGCUUCAAACUCACCUGCUCAGUCUCCAUUCAUGUUCCUGAGAAGAUCAGCAAUAAAAGCAUGAAGUUCUCCAUCUACAAAGAUGGAGUCAAACUCACCAGUGGAGACACAUACAGCACUGUGGCAAAACCUAUAAAAAACGGCAAAUACACCUGUAAAGCCCAGGCUGCUACUCUUACGCACAGCUUUGUAAAAGAAAGCCAAACCCUUGUUGUGAAAGCAAAAGUUCCUGUUUCAAAACCCAUGCUGAGUGUGGUGGGGGGUACGCUGGUGUUGGGAAAGCACUUCCAGCUGCUCUGUCAAAGCGACAAUGGCACUCUGCCCAUCACAUACACCCUGCGUGGCCCUAACAAGCUGUAUGAUCCCAUGGUGGUGACACAGCCGGGGCAACAGGCCAUCUUUAACUCCUCACCCAUUAAAAAGAUUUCUGACUUAAAAAGCUUUAAGUGCCAUGCGCAAAACAGUCCAAACAGGCCUCCCAUGAAUGAAACAGGGGUGCAGCUGCUGCAUUUAAAGAUCAUAGAGCCUGUGUCAGUACCAAAGUUGACCGUGCUCCCCAGCAUGGGGGUUGUCUCCGAGGGCCAGGACGUGGCUCUUGUCUGCUCUGUUGACAGAGGAUCUCCUCCCAUCAGCUUCAUGUGGUACCUCACUGAGACAAAGAGUGCUCUCGCCUUCCAGAACUCCAAGGAACAGGCAGCAUCCUUCUACAUCAACAACGUCAGACGUGAGCACCAAGGGGGAUACUACUGUAUGAGCACCAACGCAGCCAACGAAACCCAACAAAGCCCCACUGUCAUGAUUGGAGUGAAGAUGGCUGGCUGGAAGAAAGGCCUCAUCGCUCUUGUGGUCUUAUGCAUCCUGUUCGUACUGGCAAUGAUCCUCAUUUUGGCCUUUAAGAGACGCCUCCUUCUGUUCAAGAGGAAAAGAACUGGCGAGCUGUCAGUGAAGUCAGCCAGCACUAAAGUGGAGCGGCUGAGCCUCACCCAGGCGGAGGUCAAUGAGGCUGCCAAUGUCACCCCAGGCAUGAUCGGAAAGAGUGUUUGGAGUGAACAUACAUCAGGCUCUGAGUCUGACGACCAGAAUAGUGUGACCGCUCCGGAAAAGCCGCCAGAACCUCAAUACACUGAGGUGCAGACCAGACAGGCAGAUCCAAACAGAGCUCCGGUGAAAGUGGGCACAGACACGGUGUACAGCGAAGUGCGGAACUCCAAGCAAGGUGUUCUAGAGCAGGCCGAUGGUCAGGGGUCAUUGGAGUAUGCACAGCUGAAUCAUGACACCAAUCCCCACAGUGACCACGGUAACCAUAGUGACCACAUUGUCCAGGAUGACCACUUAGAUGAGAUUGACGACAGUGUUCACAUCGACACCGCCGACCACAGGGAAUGAAAACACAACCCGACGCCAGAUUGUUAACUGGCCGACGAGAAUAUUUAUUCCCUUAUUUAUCCGGCUCAUUAAUGCAGCUGGAGUCUUUUGUUUCGGAAAGACCUUAAACAGCUCUCAGCAUUUAUGUACUUUUUGCAAUGCUUUGCAACGAACAUCCCACACUGUCAGUUCACUCGCUUUGCCUUUGAAGGGCAAAUAAAAUGUUUUUGUAAGUUGAA